AUGGCCAAGCAGUGGUCCAAAGGGAGCGGGAAGGCCAAGAAACAUUUCUUCAAUGUCGCAGAGAACCUUUCUGCAGCAAUCAAGGAGGCCUCAGCCAUCAAGUCCUCUGUACUGGAUGCUUGGCUCGACGAUGCAGAUGGAGAGGCAGGGCAGAGCUAUUUUGGGCGUAGUCGCCGUGCAUUCUGGAAGGAGUACCUUGCCUAUCAGAAGGAUCACGGAAAGGGCACCUGGAAGAAGGAAGCGUUCAAGAAAGCCUAUGCCUCGUACGAGAAGGUUCGGGAUGGCAUUCAAGACCAGACUCAGGCUGACGAGAAGAUGAACGGGGAUGCUUGA
Fulvia fulva is the source of this 333-nucleotide messenger RNA. RefSeq lists its product as uncharacterized. Bases 1 to 333 code for a protein of 110 amino acids. NCBI's taxonomy places the organism in Eukaryota, Fungi, Ascomycota, Dothideomycetes, Mycosphaerellales, Mycosphaerellaceae. The transcript has a single exon. The record is from RefSeq and is a predicted model, not a curated record.